UGACAUACGGACACACCCGACUUGGACGCAAGGGCCCCUAUGGCAAAUCGCCCUGAGUCACCCCAAAAAGGGUCAAAUGAGAGGCUGAAACGGACCACGCUACUUACUUGAUGCGCUAGUCUCUGCCGCCACCCAUGAUCGAGCCGCCCGGUCUUGUCUGCUAAAGCCUAAUCUCUCGACGUCAGGGCCCGGUGGCCCAGAGUUAUAUACCGAACAACGCUCGCUUUGUCCCCGCCGCGACACUCGCUGAAGCCCCUCGCCCGAGCUCGACGCGCUGCCCCCACCCUGUAAUGCCCUUAUAAUCCUUCAAAGUUCACUAUUGUUCGCUGCUUUCUCUCAUCUAGCCCCAGGCUCUUCUUUCUUCGUGCGAUACACGCCCCCAUGCUCAUGCGACGAUGCGACGACGCGCUUCAGUGUACCAGACCGCCCCGCCGAAUGCGAUCAACCUAGCCUCCGUUCAACAACCCUCGCGCCAUGUACGAACCCGCACACAGAGCGGCCCGCUUGCGACGGGAACUCGUCCGCGGCCCAGCAGUCCGCGCCCUCUCCAUCGGCGUGCCGGUGUGUACUUCGGAACCCCGAACGUCGCGUACGCGCAGGAGACGGGGCAUAGGCCUCAGCAGCGCCAGCAACCUCACUAUGGGUCGAUAGCGAGCCGCUGGAGCCCGCCGAAGUUCGCAACCGCACCGCAUCCCUCGCGGUCCACGCGGAGGCCUGCGCAUAUGCGUCGUCCGACGGAGGCACAGGUAAUCGCGGCGCGUUAUCGCACCCAGAAACCGUUGCCUCCAACGCCGGUGUCGUCGACUGCGGGCCUGUCCAUGGGCCCUGGAGACAGCUUGUUCGUGCACCCGCCGUCAACGACGGUAGCAACAAGCAUCGGGAGCUUUCCGGACCCCAGAGCUGGUGGCGCGCCGUUCGUGCCGCGCGUGGAGGAGCGAUAUGUAUGUUCAACUGCCCAUAGCGAAAACAUGCUGGCUGAUUGUCUGCCACAACAGAUGCAAGAAGCAUAUCCGCAGAUGAUGGCAGCCUGGUAUGAUGGCCAUAACUUCAUACGGUGUCCGCGCCCCCGCUGUAGAGAGGCGUACCCGACACUCCUGGAUCUGGCAUGGCAUCUGCAGCUUCAUGACUAUAAGAGGCAUGCUUCCGUCCUGUGAGCUGCUAGACGCGUGACUUACCUAUAAUCAGCCGACACAUACAUUCCUACGGUUGGCCUGCAACAGCGCGCAACCUGCCCAGGUCGAAUCCCGUCUUCGAAGUUGACCUCUCCAGUUAUCACCCACGGUUUUC
Messenger RNA from Fomitopsis serialis, 1287 nucleotides. RefSeq lists its product as uncharacterized. The record is from RefSeq and is a predicted model, not a curated record. The transcript has a single exon. NCBI's taxonomy places the organism in Eukaryota, Fungi, Basidiomycota, Agaricomycetes, Polyporales, Fomitopsidaceae. The coding region runs from base 396 to 1154 and encodes 252 amino acids.